UUGCCAAAAAAAAAAUCAUCGAAAGCAUCGCAAGUGAGUUAUCUCGAGAUUCUGCACAAAUUGUGUUGUGAUGUCACCCUUUCAAAGCAGAAUUAUUUUUUUAAUUGAAACGAACCAAAACCAGUCUCCCUACAGCUGCUGCUUCAAUCCAUGCACGGUAAGCGAAAAGUCGAUUUAAUAAAUAUAUCGAGGGUUUAGAGCUUCUAGAUUCUUGAGGUUGAGACAAGAUUUUUGCAGCCUUUUAAAGAAAUUAUUUGUUGCUAGCGAAAAUUUGUUUUCAGGGUUAAAUAUUGUUCAUAAACGUGGUUAACGCAUCUUGACGUAACAAAUCCAAACAAUAAAUAAUCUUUGACAGCAAAUAAGUUAUGUAUAAGCAUACAAAUUUUGAAUUCGAACGUGUGUGUCCACAUUUGAUGCCGAUUCGUUGAACGAAGCUAUAAAGGUAUUUAUUUCCAGGGUUUGAACCCUAAGUCACAGGUUCGAAUCUCGAUAUGGCUGAAGAAUUUAGGGAAGAAAAAACCAAGGAUUUGCCCUCAACACCUACUACUCCGCUGGAUCGGCCUGUUAGAGAAAAGAAGCCUGUAAAAACCUUUGAUCCUUCCAUCAUUAGGGAUAGCCCCAGAGAAUUCAUCAUUGAACAAGGCAAAGGCACACAGCUUAAGAACAUUCCAAAUGUGGCGUAUAAACUAUCCAAGCUCACAAGAGGUGAUGAAAUGCUGGAAAUCAUUCACAAUCUUCUUUAUGGAAGGCGUGGAAAGGCUUGUCAUUUUAAGAGGGAUGUUUUGCAGUUUUCAGGGUUUGUUUGGGGUGAAGAAGAGGAGAAUAAACUCAAGGGAAAAUUGAAAUUGAAGGACAAGCUCCAGAAGAUGAAGAAAGAUGAUUUGUGGAGUGUAUGUGAUUUAAUGGAUCUUGGUGUGCCUAAGUAUGGUAAGAAGGAAGAGAUGGUGUUUAAUCUUGUUGAAUUUUUCGAGGUUCCUGGGGAGAUGGAGGAAGUGAAAGGGAAAAAUGGCAAAAUAAAAACUUGUAAGAGAUGGAAGAAAAGUGAUGGCAAGAAUGAAGAGAUUGAAGGGAUUCAAAAAGGAGAUGAAGAUGAAGAAGAUGAUGAAGAAAUUGAAAUUCAGGAUACUGAAUCAAAUUUGAAUAUGAUCAAAGGGAGAAAGGUUGAGGCAAAAAGUUGUACUAUGAGAAGAAAGAAAAAUGAGUGUGAGGAUGAAGAGAAUAGAAGGAUUCAAGAAGAAGAAGAUGUUGAUGAAAUGGAAGUUGAAGAACAGAAUGCAGAAGGGAAAAAUGUUGAAGUGGAAACUCUUAUUAAGAGAAUCAAUAAAAAUGUUGGUUUUGAUAAAAGAGACGAUGAAGAAAAGGAAGGGAAGGAGGAGAUUGUGAAAACAGGCAAAGAAUCCAACCUCAUGGAUUCCUCUUGGUGUCCUCCAACAAAAGAAAUUAUUCAAAAGGUUAGGGAUGAUAUUUUAGAAGAGGAAGAAGGAAAUACUAUGGAUGAAAGAAAUGAAUCAAGCAAAACAAAAUCAGAAUCAGAAUAUCCUUCAAAUCUUGAAAUAAAAUUAUCCAUUUGUAAGGUUCUUGAGAAUACUAAUUUUGAGAAUGAAAAGCUUAGAGAUGUUAUGGUAGGAGUCUGCAAGCAUUUUAAUAUGGAGCAUAAUAAAAGCAGGGAGAAUUAUUUAGGGUGUUUUCUUAUAAAUAUAUUGGAAAGGAUUGUAGAUAAACAAGAGGAGGAAGAGGGAAAGGAAGAUGAUGAAAAUGAUAUAGUGGAAAGUGUUAAAAAUUGUGAAGAUGCUUGA
This is a messenger RNA of Cryptomeria japonica (Japanese cedar), 1796 nucleotides long. Its product is annotated as DEK domain-containing chromatin-associated protein 4-like. Gene Ontology annotation, molecular function: histone binding; DNA binding. Gene Ontology annotation, cellular component: nucleus. Gene Ontology annotation, biological process: regulation of double-strand break repair; chromatin organization. The coding region runs from base 492 to 1796 and encodes 434 amino acids. NCBI's taxonomy places the organism in Eukaryota, Viridiplantae, Streptophyta, Pinopsida, Cupressales, Cupressaceae. The transcript has a single exon. The record is from RefSeq and is a predicted model, not a curated record.